Molecule: messenger RNA, 3964 nt
Organism: Drosophila albomicans
Lineage: Eukaryota; Metazoa; Arthropoda; Insecta; Diptera; Drosophilidae
Gene: Ptpmeg
Product: tyrosine-protein phosphatase non-receptor type 4
Exons: 10
Coding region: 409-3333 (974 amino acids)
Biological process (GO): protein dephosphorylation
Cellular component (GO): cytoskeleton
Molecular function (GO): protein tyrosine phosphatase activity; cytoskeletal protein binding
Source: RefSeq, a predicted model, not a curated record
GAGAAUUGUAAUUUACAUGUGUUUUUACUGCCCCAUUGGCAAACAGUGAAAUAACGAAAGUGCAUCAACAAAAUAUACAUACAUAAAUCCAUACAUACAUAUUUACAUAUAUGUGUACAAAAGAUACCAGCGCAACAAGAGCGAACACAGCCAGCAACUAAAGCAAAUUGCAGGAAAGAGCAUUAUCCAUCCAAAGUCUUAGCCAUAACGUGAACGAGACACGUCCAAAGUCAAAGUCUUGCCAUUUUAUCGAAUAAACAAUCUCAACUGCCAGCCAAGGGAAAGAAGAAGAAGUCUUUCAUCAAAAAGGAACCACAACAACAGCAACAGCAACAUAAUAAAACAACGUACAGAACACAUAACACGAAUACGUUUAGAAAUUAAUUGGGGGCAGUAUGGAGCUGGGCCAUGUUUGAACGCUUUCGUUUAGGCAACCUGAGCAGAAACUACCGAUUACGCGGAGCGUCCUCAGAACUGGCGCGCGACAAGAAACAACAGCGGCAGCAAUGCGUCACCGUCCUGUUCCUAGAUGACAUCACGCACACCUUUCGGAUCGAGAAACGUGCGAAAGGCUCUGAACUCUUAGAUCAGGUCUUCCAGUAUCUCGAGUUAUCCGAAAGGGACUAUUUUGGUCUAUUGUUUCCACAGAAGCCAGGCGACGUUGUGAGAUGGGUUGACGCACAGAAGCAAUUCAAGAAGCAAUGCAGCAGCGUCUCGCUCGACAAUGAUGCCGUUCCAUUAUUAGAGUUUAGAGUUAAGUUUUUUGUAAGCGAUCCUAGCCGCUUGCAGGAGGAGUUCACACGCUACCAGUUCUAUCUGCAGAUCAAGCGCCACAUUCUGCUGGGCCAAUUGCCCUGCUCCAGCAAUACCCAGUGCCUGCUUGCCAGCUACACAGUGCAGUCGGAGCUGGGCGACUUCAAUGCCGUGGAGCAUCAGCCGGGCUAUUUGAGUGGCCUGCAGUUGCUGGCAGAGCAAACGCCGGAGGCGGAACGCAAGGUCUGCGAGUUACACAAGCUGCAUCGCGGACAGUUGCCAGCUGAUGCAGAAUACAAUUAUCUGGAGCAUGGCAAACGCUUGGAACUGUAUGGCAUUGAUUUGCACAAGGCCACGGACUCCAAUGGCAAGGAAUUGCAGCUGGGCGUCUCGGCGAUUGGUUUGCUAGUGUUUCAGCAUGCGUUGCGCAUCAACACCUUCUCGUGGAGCAAAAUGGUCAAGGUGUCGUUCAAGCGCAAGGAUUUCUUCAUCCAGUUGCGUCGCGAGCCCAGCGAAAGCUACGACACUUUGCUGGGUUUCGGCAUGAGCAGCCACAAGCAUGCGAAAGCGCUGUGGAAAUCGUGUGUGGAGCAUCACAGUUUCUUCCGGCUGAAGCGGCCGCAUCGACUCUCGCGUUUCCUCAACAUCAGUCUGGGCAGCAAGUUCUACUACUCGGGUCGCACCGAGUUGCAGGCAGUGCAAGAGUCCAAGCAACGCGGUCGCAUACACAAGGUGUUUGUGCGUUCGCCUAGCAAGCGUUUGUUGGCCGGUGGCUCAGGAGCAGGCGGCGGCAGCUCGGCGGAUGGCACUCCACAGCUGUUGCAUAAUGGCACGGGAAGUGGCUCCGACAGCGCUGCCUCGCACAAUGGCAAACCGUCCGCAUCCACCAUACUGACCAUCACAAAAACAAGCCGUCCACAAGACAAGUCUAAGGUGACAUCGAAGCAGGCCGACGCUAUGCCUCGCAAGGCCUGGGAGCAGCACAGCGACGAAUACGACAUUCAACUCGAUGUGGGCUUCAUCGAGCAGUGCACGCGACGGUUUGAGUCGGGCACACCAUCACCGAUGCCUCCUGCUUACAGCUCGGGUCAGCACAGUCCGGUGCUGCUGCCAACGACCAUUGCUGACGCAGUGGGUCAACAGCAGCCGGAUAGUGGCAGCGAUUUGAUCACCAUGCGACUGCUCGCUGACGAUCAGGGUCGCUAUGGCUUCAAUGUGAAGGGCGGCGUAGAUCUUGGCCUGCCCGUGCAGGUGUCCAAGGUUGUGCCGCACACCCCCGCCGAUCGCUGUUCGCCGCGUGUCUGCGAGGGCGACGAGGUGCUCAUGAUCAAUGGUCGCGACGUGCACGGACUGCGGCACGAGCAGGUGGUGGCCAUGAUACGCGACUGCCGGCAUCAGUCGAGUGGCGAACUGUUGCUCACCGUGCGGCCAAAGCGCUCGGCGCCGCUGCUGCUCGAGGAGGAGCCGCUGUAUCAAUAUGUGCCCGAGAGCGAUGAGAUUGGUUCGCACUCGAAUCUGCUCGAUGGCGAUGCGCUCUUCACGCAGAGUCUGUUGUUGCUCAGCGAUGGUCUUGCCUCGGGUGCUCUGCUUGCCCAGUACGAGCUGAUGUAUCGCAAGAAUCCCGAUCUGGCAAUCACAGAAGCUCGCAAGCCAGCGAAUGCGCCCAAGAAUCGUUAUCGCGACAUUUCUCCCUAUGACUGCACGCGCGUUUCUCUUGUUAACUCGCUAACUGGCGACUACAUCAAUGCCAACUAUGUAAACAUGGAAAUACCAGGCGGCGUUGUGAAUCGUUAUAUUGCCACACAGGGACCGCUGGCCAGCACUACAACCGACUUUUGGCGAAUGGUGCAGCAGGAAAGCAGCCAUCUGCUUGUGAUGCUGACAACUGUCAUGGAGGCCGGACGCCAGAAGUGUCAUCAGUAUUGGCCUGUGACUGGCGAUGAGCUGCAGUUGGGCGAUGGCUUUUCGGUGCGUUGUCUGAGCGAGAAACCCGACGAGACGGGCAGCUUUGUCUUUCGUGAGUUUGUGCUGCGGGAUAAGCACGAACAGCGGCACAUACAUCACAUGCAGUAUCUCGCCUGGCCCGAUCACUGCGUUCCCUCCGAUCCCAAUCUGUUUCUCGAGUUCACAGAGCGCGUGCGUGCCGCCCGCAAUCGCACGCUGCUCCAGGAGAUUGAAGAGAGUCUGAAACAGGUGCGUCUGCUUGACGCCGAUGCCGAUGAGAACGGCGGACUGAUGAGCGAACGGAAAUGCGCGGCUAGCAAUGGUGCCACACCCGAGGACGAGACACCCGUAUCCACCAGCGUGCAUCAAUGCAUCAGCGCUGCGAAUCCGCCAGUGAUUGUGCACUGCUCUGCGGGUAUUGGACGGACUGGAGUGCUCAUACUCAUGGACACGGCUCUGGCGCUAAUGGAGGCACGUGAGCCCGUCUAUCCCCUAGAUAUUGUGCGGACCAUGCGCGAUCAACGCGCCUGCAUGGUGCAGAAUGUGAGUCAAUAUCGCUUUGUCUGCGAAUGCAUUUGUGCAGCGUACAUGAAAAUAUCAAGAAGCAGCGCUGCCAUCAAUGACGACGACGAUUAACCAGCCGCCAGACCCACAUUCUUCCAUCCCCUUCCCCUCCAAGUUCUACUAGUGGACAAUCUAUUACACACAUCUUCCUGUCUAUAGAUAUUUAUAUAAACACAAACAUAUAUACCUACAAUAUAUCCCGUCUAACAAUGAGACGUCUUUGAUUAUUCUCAAUCAACCAAUCAAUGAACCUUUAUCAAUUAUUAUACUAUAUACAAAAAAAAAUACUUAUGAAAUCAAUCUUAUUGUUAGUAAAACCCGUAGACUUAUGUAUGCUUGCAACCAUUAUGUAUAUCAUUACGAUUAUAAUUAUAUUCUUAUUAUGAUUAUCAUUAUUGUGUCUAUACUACCGUACUCUAUAUAUAAUAAUCAACUGAUAACUCUGUAUAUGUCUGUCGCAAAUGGGCAAUAAUCCACGCAAGUGCUGCUGAAGAAACUCUAAGGAAUCAAUUCUAAAUUUUACACAAUACAACAAAGUGAACAAAACUACCUAAUUCAAACGUAUACAAAACAAGCUGAAGCUAAACGCGAUUGCUAUUACGAAUUAAAUGAAUUGCAUUAUUUAUUAAUCCCCCAAGUGGAAAUUACAGAGAAUAUAUUCGAAAACAAAACAAAUAAACAACCAACAACAAUAAUAAAUUCG